This is a messenger RNA of Exophiala oligosperma, 1877 nucleotides long. RefSeq lists its product as uncharacterized. Gene Ontology annotation, molecular function: DNA binding. The coding region runs from base 57 to 1454 and encodes 465 amino acids. The record is from RefSeq and is a predicted model, not a curated record. Gene Ontology annotation, biological process: nucleolar large rRNA transcription by RNA polymerase I; RNA polymerase I preinitiation complex assembly; transcription elongation by RNA polymerase I. Gene Ontology annotation, cellular component: RNA polymerase I complex. The transcript has 2 exons. Lineage: Eukaryota; Fungi; Ascomycota; Eurotiomycetes; Chaetothyriales; Herpotrichiellaceae.
GUUUGAUCUCCUAUCACUACCUUUCAGUCGCCAUACAGACACAAAACCAGCCUAGGAUGGCCGUCAAGGAGAAGAAGCGCAAAGCAUCUGCUCAAGAUGGAGAGAGGCCAGCCAAAAAGGCCCAGACCAACACGGUCAAAGUCAAGCAUGUUUCCGGCGCUGACGAUGCCCAACCAGUCGUAGCACACUCGCCUGGCGUAUUCCUCCCUUCUGACCUCAACUUUGACGCCUACUCCAAGAAGGGCUCCGGACGAUCGUCGCUCCUCCUUCACUCCUCGUCGCACCCGACAAUCGACCACCUCGCAACCGAAAGCAAGACGACCUCUGUCGCCGACAAACACACCAAGCACUACAUCGCUGUCUUUGACCCCUCGAGUAACAAACUGAGCGUGAUCCCGGCGAAGAAAAUGACCGUGCGAAGCAGCGUCCGCCAGGCCGCACCCGACGAAUCCGCAGACACGUCCGACGCAGAAGCCCAACUUUCCCAACCGGCGUCUUCCUCUCGGGCCGCGUUGACCGAAGCCUUCGGUACCAAGAAGUCGCGAAAGGCCGUGGCGUCGAUGGCCGAAAACCGACUCCUUGCGAGAGCAGAAGACGACGACCCUCUCUCGACCGCCAUCCUCUCGUCCAUCAAAGAAGAAGACGCCCCCGUGUUAUCGGCGGCGGCGGACCGGUCUAACAAACCUCUCCCGCCCGCCGACCUCACCACGGACGAGAUCAAGGAUGUCUACCCUCUGUCCGUGCUUGUGCAUCCGGGCCCGGCUCACACAACCCUGUCCCAGAUGCGCAUCCAACCAUGGAUCGACCGUAUUUCGGCCUCGAAAGAAAUCAACUCGCGGUUCCGAUACGUGGCUCACCGGGUGAAACCCUUGACGGCUUUGCACAUCGACCAGCAAAACGAACACACGCUCCUCCCGCUCCAGCUUUUGCACUACAUCACCAUCCUCCUCGAACUGUACGUCUACGUAUCCCGCCUCCCUCCGCGCCGGACGAUCCCACAACCGGAGAAGUGGCCAGAGUCCACCAUUUCCGACACGCACCUGGGUUCGGCCUUUCUCUCGAAGCUUCUACAUGCCUUCUUCCCGAACUCGCUGCCGACGGCACACGCACGCACGCUGCUCACCACCACCAUACUCGCCUUGACCCUGCACAUCCCGCCGCCAAAGUGGACGCCGGGCGCAGACGUCAACGUCCUCGUCACCGAGCCGAGCGACAUUGGUCUCGACCUGGCCCUUCAACCGGCCGAAGUCGGCAAAUACUACCGCGAGCUGGGGUGCCGCAUGGAGACGUUGACGGACAACGAACUCACCAAGUACGGUUGGGAAAAGGUGGGCAAGGGCAAGAAGGCGACGGACGAGGAUGGUGCCGGUGGUGUGAAGAAGCCACGGUUCGCCAAGUUGAGGUUCCCUGUCGAGUUUCCAAAGAUCAGUGCAGGAAGACCAAGUAGGAGAUGAGGAGGUAGAGAGAUUGAGGUUGAAACAGAACCGGGUGUAAAUCUCUCGUCGGUCAAACAGCGCUGUCGUUGUCAUGUCGGAAAAUGCAAGAACAUACCUAGUCACCGAGUGUACUACCGAGUACUUUUAAAAUCUCGCGACCCUUUUGUCAGGUACUGGACAAAAAGAAAGGAACUCCAGUCAAACUGUAAUGACUACCUCUAGUACCUGAGGUACAGAGAGACAGACGAAACAAACUGUAGACGGUGGAAUGUCGGCCGGUAGGACAACAAACUCUGGAGACACAGCGAUCUCUUCUACACUUUACACUACACUGGCGAAGAAUGAAUCAACAUAGGUAGAAUGAUAAAUAGCCGAUGCACAAAGGUUUUUCUGUACUUGGCGAUAUAUAUUGUCUUCUCAUUGCUGUCUUGUCCGCAACAG